UCUGAAUAGACUCUCCCAGACAAAAUUUUUUUGUUGUUGAAGUUUCAGUAAAAUAUUAGUAAAUUGCAGACGACUUUUUUCCCUGUUUUUCUUUUGUUCCCCUUGUCAUUGAGUGCAGCCUUUAAGGACAAUGUUUUAAGAGAUACUGAAUGCUUAUAUAUGAUGUGGUGUUAAUAAACCAGCAAUUUUUAAUGAAUGUUGGAUGUUUUGCACUUGUAUUUUGCACUAAGACCCUUCACUAACCCAACAUUUUAGCCACGUUUCCAUAACUUUACAUCAUGAUAAGAAUUUUAUUUUUAUGGAAUAUUUUCAUUUCAUGAAAUGAAAAUUUGCUUCGUUUUUGGCUGAAUUUUUACCAACUCUUCUUGGCACAUUCCUUAAGUGAGUGGCACAUAAGGACCUGGUGAGCUGUGUGGGCUGGACGACAGCUGACGAGCUCUACUCGUGUGGGGACGACCACCAGCUCAUGAGGUGGAGCCCCGUGAGCAGCGAGACCACCCGAGUGCUGAAGCUGCCAGGUGAUGUUUAUCCCAUAGAUCUGCACUGCUUUCCCAGAGGCAUCGGUGGCAAGAAGCAAUCCCAGGCUGAGAACUUUGUCCUGACGAGCUCUGAUGGGAAAUUCCACUUGAUUUCCAAGCUAGGAAGAGUGGAGAAAAGUGUAGAAGCACAUUGUGGAGCUGUCCUUGCAGGAAGGUGGAAUUAUGAGGGAACAGCCCUGGUUACAGUUGGGGAAGAUGGCCAAGUGAAAAUCUGGUCUAAAAGUGGAAUGCUGAGAUCCACCUUGGCUCAGCAAGGAACUCCAGUGUACUCAGUGUCCUGGGCCCCUGACUCUGACAAAGUUCUCUACACCUCAGGGCAGCAGCUGAUCAUUAAACCCCUCCAGCCAAAUGCUAAAGUUCUGCAGUGGAAAGCCCACGAUGGCCUGAUUUUGAAAACUGACUGGAAUUCAGUGAAUGAUCUGAUCCUGUCUGCAGGGGAAGAUUGCAGAUAUAAGGUCUGGGACAGUUUUGGCCGUGUCCUGUACAAUUCCCAGCCCCACGAGUAUCCCAUCACUGCCAUUGCCUGGGCUCUGGAUGGAGAAUUGUUUGCUGUGGGGUCUUUCAACACUUUACGUCUCUGUGAUAAAACUGGGUGGUCUUAUGCCCUGGAGAAGCCCAGCACUGGCAGCAUUUUUGCCAUUUCCUGGUCCAUCGAUGGCACCCAGCUGGCCGGAGCCUGUGGGAAUGGCCAGGUCAUCUUUGCCCACGUGGUGGAGCAGCACUGGGAGUGGCAAAACUUCCAAAUUACCUUAAUUAAGAGAAGAACCAUGAAGGUGCACAAUGUCAUCAACGACGCCGUGGAUUUGUUGGAAUUCCGGGACAGGGUCAUCAAAGCCUCCCUGAAUUAUGGAUACUUGGUGGUCUCCACUUCCCUGCAGUGUUAUGUGUUCUCGACAAGGAACUGGAACACUCCAUUGAUUUUUGACCUGAAGGAAGGAACUGUGAGUUUGAUUCUCCAAGCAGAGAGGCAUUUUCUUCUCGUGGAUGGUGGAGGACUUUAUUUAUAUUCCUAUGAAGGCAGAUUGAUUUCCUCUCCAAAAUACCCAGGCAUGAGGACAGACAUUUUAAAUGCCCUGACAGUGUCCCUGAGCAAUGACACGCUGGCAGUGAGGGACAAGGCUGAUGAGAAGGUUAUCUACAUCUUUGAAGCUUUAUCUGGGAAGCCACUGGGUGAUGGAAAACCUCUGACCCACAAGACAGAGAUUGUGGAGAUUGCCUUGGACCAGAAGGGACUGACAAGUGAGAGGAAAAUAGCUUUUAUUGAUAAGAACAGAGAUCUUUUCAUCACCUCAGUGAAAAGGUUUGGGAAAGAGCAGAAGAUUGUCAAAAUAGGGACAAUGGUGCAGAGUUUGGCCUGGAAUGACAGCUGCAACAUCCUCUGUGGGAUCCAGGAUUCCAGGUUCACAGUCUGGUAUUAUCCCAACACAGUCUACGUGGAUAAAGACCUUCUCCCAAAAACCCUGUACGAAAAAGAUGCCAGUGAGCUGAGCAAGAGCCCUCAGAUCGUGAGUUUUGUGGGCAGCCAGGUGACAAUCAGGAGGGCCGACGGGUCCCUGGUGCACCUGCACGUCUCCCCGUACCCCGCCAUCCUGCACGGCCACGUCAGCUCCUCCCGCUGGCAGGACGGGCUCAGGCUCUGCAGGUUUGUCAAGGACCAGACCCUGUGGGCUUGUUUGGCAGCCAUGGCAGUGGCCAACAAGGACAUGAGCACAGCUGAAAUCGCCUACGCGGCGAUCGGCGAGAUUGACAAAGUGCAGUACAUCAAUUCCAUCAAGGAGCUGCCCUCCAAGGAGUCCAGGCUGGCUCACAUGCUGCUCUUCAGUGGCAACAGCCAGGAGGCUGAAACCCUCCUGCUCCAGGCAGGCCUGGUCUACCAGGCCAUCCAAAUCAACAUCAACCUUUACAACUGGGAGAGAGCCCUGGAUCUGGCAGUGAAGCACAGGACACACGUGGACACAGUCCUGGCUUACAGACAGAAAUUCUUGGAGGAUUUUGGGAAAAAAGAAACCAACCAAAGGUUUUUGCAGUAUGCAGAAGGUCUGGAAGUGGAUUGGAAUAAAAUCAAAGCCAAAAUAGAGAUGGAAAUUGCUAAAGAAAGAGAACGAGCAGCAGCCAGUGCUGCAGGGAGGAGCAGUGUGACUGUGCAGCAGUAAUUCACAUUUUGGGCACCUUCAAAGUGCUGCUUCAAUAUUUGAUACUGAUUUGUUGUAAAAAAAAAAAAAAAAAAAAAGCCACAGCAAACAUUUUGUGGGUCACAGGAGUGAGAAUUUCUGUGGAUUUGAACCCUUGGGUGACACACAGGAUUAAUUAUUUCCUUUCAUUUUGAGCUGGGUUUAUAUUCUGGUUCCAGUGCUGACUACAUACAUGAGAAAAAAGGGAAUGAACAGCUCCUCUCUCAGUGAUUUUAAAUUUUCAUUGCCAUUAAUAUUCUUUAACCUGGGUUGCCUCUCCUGAAAUCACAAUUUAAGCCCCAAGUUAAGCACUUUGGUUAUUUCUGCAAGCCCAGGGACCUCUCCAGACUUGUUUCAAUUGCCCUAAAACAAAUUUAGCAAACUGGAAGUGCUGAAAAUGCAAAAAAAAAAAAAGGAGCUUGAGCCUCUAAAGUACAAAUAUUUCCCUCACAGUAGAGUCAAUACAUAUUUGUAGUGAGUUCUUUAACAGAUGAUUUCAGAUAAUUUCAGGUUUGUCACUAAGCAAAACAUUCAGCAGUAAAAGGUUUUGGUUUUUUUGGUUUAAAAUGCUUUGGAAUGUGAUUUCAGGGUUGUUGGAAGUAACAAACAGCAUUUGUAGCAUCUGACGUGUAAAAUUGACAAGAAUAUUUAAAAUAAGAGAGUAUUCCCUGUCUUUUUUCUGCCCAAAACCCUUGAUUUGUAAAUAAUCUUUCUUAAUUUAUGUUAUUUCAUCAAGAUUCACUUUUCUGUGUUUCACACCCGAAGCUGGCUGCUUUCUCUUCAUGUUAUAAACACAUUACCAGUUUAUUCAUCACUGACAAGGUUUAUUAUGUAUCUUUCAAGUGUUACCAGCAAAAUGUUAAAUAUCUGUACAUACAGCAAAUUUGUAAACCAUUGUGUGACCCUCUCUGGCACAGUUCAUAAAUUUCUUAAUAAAACCAAAUCAAAGAGGA
Messenger RNA from Onychostruthus taczanowskii (white-rumped snowfinch), 3663 nucleotides. It is a transcript of the gene IFT80, whose product is annotated as intraflagellar transport 80. Gene Ontology annotation, cellular component: centrosome; intraciliary transport particle B; cilium. The record is from RefSeq and is a predicted model, not a curated record. The transcript has 19 exons. Gene Ontology annotation, molecular function: protein binding. Bases 467 to 2692 code for a protein of 741 amino acids. Gene Ontology annotation, biological process: cilium assembly. NCBI's taxonomy places the organism in Eukaryota, Metazoa, Chordata, Aves, Passeriformes, Passeridae.